Bipolaris oryzae ATCC 44560 is the source of this 711-nucleotide messenger RNA. RefSeq lists its product as uncharacterized. NCBI's taxonomy places the organism in Eukaryota, Fungi, Ascomycota, Dothideomycetes, Pleosporales, Pleosporaceae. The record is from RefSeq and is a predicted model, not a curated record. Bases 1 to 711 code for a protein of 236 amino acids. The transcript has 2 exons.
AUGCAUUCCAAACUCACUGCUUUCCUCCUCCCUCUGCUCGCCACGGCGACACCACUCAAGCGAGCCGAUGGUCCCAACCCCAAUGAUAUCACCAUCUUGGAUACUACCUACUCUGGCAACGGAUGCCCCCAGGGCUCCGUCUCCACCAGCAAGUCCGCCGACAAGACUGUCAUAACCUACGGCUUCGACAAAUUCCAAGCCUACAUCGGCCCGGGCACCGUCCCCUCAGACCGCAGCAAAAACUGCCAAAUCCACCUAAACCUCCGGUACCCGGGCGGCUUCCAAUACGCCGUCGUCGACGCCACGUACCACGGCUGGGCGCGCCUCGACGCAGGCGUAAACGGCACCUUCAUCACGACCUACUACUUCAGCGAGGACGCGGGCAAGACGCAAACAACACGCAUGUCCGUGUCCGGCGGCGGCGCCUUUGCCAACGGCCUCGUCUACACCAAGCAAGACGCCGUCGAGACCACCGCCACCAUCUGGAGCCCGUGCGGCGCAAACGGCAUUCUCAACGUCAACAAUCGUAUUGCGCUUACGAGUAAGAAUGCCGAUGCCGCCGGCGAAAUGAGUAAUGAUGAUGCUACGGUUGCGUUUACGCAUCAGUUGCAUGUCGCGUGGAGGGAGUGCAAGACUACGAGUGGUGGGACGGCGACGGGCGGCGAUUCGAUUGGUAUUGGAAGCCCGAAUGCUGAGAUUGAUUUUGUUUAG